AUGAGAAUUUGGUUUCUCUUUAUACUGGUGACAUUAUUAUGUCAUCAGAAUUCAUUUGCUCGUUAUACUGACAGUAGUAAAAAAGUAAAUAUUCAAAAUAAUUUUCAAAAUGAUGAUGGUGACAUUAAGCGCAUACUAGGUAAAAGUUAUAUAGACAAUGUUGAUAAUAAUGUAUAUGACGAAGAAGACGAGCUUUAUGAUGAAAAAGAAAAUAAUGACGAGCCUGAUGAUGUCAAAAGAGGUUCCAAUAAUGAUGAUAAUCUAGUUAGCUCUUCGGAUGUAAAUCAAAAUGAUGAAAUUCCAAAACUAGUAGAUUUAAACUUAGAGUCGUUAUCAAACAUUAGUUCACAUGCACCAAGUUUGAUACAAGAAGUAAAAAAAUCAAUCAUAAAAGUUUUUAAUGCUACAGUUUCAUUUAAGGAUUUACCAAAUGGUAACAAGAGACUUGAGGAGGCAGAAAUGAAUUUAAUGAAAAAGAUCACAGAUUCUUUAUCUAAUUUUUUAAGAGAUUUAGCUAAAAUUACUUCAGAGAACGCAAAAGCCUCUAAAUCUGACCCAAGUAAAGCAAAAAAAUUGAUUGAAGCUCAAAAAGAGCUGGUAAAUGCAACUCUUAAGUCUUAUAUUGAUAUUUUCGAUGAAACUGAAAGCGAUAUUCGGGCACUUGAAAAGGAGCUAAAAGAAAAUGGCGAUUCAUUUAAGUCAAAUCAGGCAAUUAUAGUUCAAAUUUUGAGAGCAACUUCAGACGAUAUUGAGGCAUUGAAUAUCGCACAUGGUACUGUUAAACUUCCAAGCACAACUGGUGAUACUGAAGCUAUUAAGACGACAAUCGUAAAGCGAGCUAUUGAAAUGUAUAGCACUAGAGCUCGUUUACGUAGAAGGCGUCGUAGAAAGACUAAAAGGAUAUUAAAGCGCUUUAGAAGAAGACGACGACGGCAGCAAAUGAGGCUACGAAGAAGGCGUCGCCAAGAGAGAAGACGUUCUAAUGCAAGACGCCGUCAGAAAAGACGUCGUGCUAUGGAAAGACGCAGAAAGAGAUGGAAUAAAGCCCAAAGAAUGAAAUUUGUAAGAAGAAGACGGAAAUUGCGAAAUAGACUUAAGAAAAUGAGACAUAGAAUGAACAGUCGUCGAAAUAGAUCUCGUAAGCAAAAUUCGUUGAAAAGGCAGAAAACUAGACGCAGGAUGCGAGACAGACACUUAAGGGACAUAAAAAAAAUGCAGUCUAGAAUGCGCAAGCAACAAAGGUUGAGACGCCGACUACGUCUUCGUCGUCGUAGGCUACAAAUGAUACAAAAUAAUCGUGUACGUCAAGUGAGACCUCAACGACGUAUUAAAAACCCUAGGAGACAGCGUCCUUUAGUUUUGAAUAGAGAUGUUAUGUUUUUAUUAAAUCCACAUGAUAAUGAAGUUGAAAAUUCAGAAGAUCAACCUAUGACAGGUUAUAAGGACUCCGAUGACUUAGAACCGUAUUAUGGGGAAGGUAAUAUGAUGGAAUUGAAAGAAGAAACUCUAGGUUCUUCGGAAAAACCAGUGGUUACGGAAUUCUCCAGAAGGCGCAGGAUGCGAAGAAGAGCGCGUCGUAGAAGGUUGCGUUUACGUUUAAGAUUAAGAAGGUUGGAAAAGAGGCGAAACCAAAAGGUUAAAAUGCAAAACCGACGUAGAAAAAAGAAAAGAUCAAAAUUACGCCGCGCCGAACGUAGAAGACGGCUUAGAAGACGAAGGAGACGGGACAGCAUGAGACGACGAAAGCAGAAACUCCGUUUACGUAGGGAAAGGUAUCGUAGUAGAGAAGCAAGAAGGCGGGCAGCUCAGAAGCGAAGGAAACAUCUUAGACUUCAAAGGUUAAAACAAAGGAAGUCACUUCUACAGACUCGAAGACAAAAUCGCAAACGUCUUUUGCGAUUACGUCAACAGCUUCGUAAACAAAAUAAAACUAGGAAUCGAGCAACUAGACGUAGAACUUCACGUCCCUUUGAUCAAGGCUUAGAUGAAACACAAGUUGAAAAGCAAUCAUCAGACAAGACGAAACAAGAAAUGGAAAAUAAAAUUGAUAAAAAAUUAAAUAAAACGAAUAAGAACCCAAAAGACACGAAAACAUCCACUGAUAAUAAUAAUAAUCAUUCUGAUAAUAACAAUGACUUAGAAUAUUAG
Molecule: messenger RNA, 2148 nt
Organism: Condylostylus longicornis
Lineage: Eukaryota; Metazoa; Arthropoda; Insecta; Diptera; Dolichopodidae
Product: trichohyalin-like
Exons: 1
Coding region: 1-2148 (715 amino acids)
Source: RefSeq, a predicted model, not a curated record